UAUUUGGUUAACUAUUUAACUAACUAUUCAGCAGUCUUAUAGUUUGGGGAUAGAAGCUGUUCAGGGUCCUGUUGGUUCCAGACUUGGUGCAUUGGUAUCGUUUGCCGUGCUGUAGCAGAGAGAACAGUCUAUGACUUGGGUGGCUGGAGUGUUUGAUCAUUUUUAGGGCCACCUUCUGAUACCGCCUGGUAUAAAGGUCCUGGAUGGCAGGGAGCUCGGCCCCAGUGAUGCUCCUGACCCGCUCCACUACAGUCCCGUCGAUGUGAAUGAGGGUGUGCUCGGACCUCAUUUCCUGUAGUCCACGAUCAGCUCCUUUGUCUUACUGACAUUGAGGGAGAGGUUGAAGUCCUGGCACUAUACUGCCAGGUCUCUGACCUCCUCCCUAUAGGCUGUCUCAUCGUCGUUGGCAAACGUAAGGAUGGUAUUGGAGUCAUGUGCGGCCGCGCAGUCCUGGGUGAACAGGUAUUCUUAAGUUGGAGGAGUAUUAGCCAUGUCAGUACAACCAAACUAUGACUGAACUGGAUCAAAAUGUCAAACCCAUCUUUUUGGCAGACGUGCAGACAGAGGUUGCAUACUGUCUUUGCAUGAAAGAAAAUCAUAAAAGUAGUGUGAUGAUAAAAGUCACAGUCAUACCCUUGUUGUUUGAAGUCUCAGUCAUACAUUUGUUGUUUGAAGUCACAGUCAUACCCUUGUUGUUUGAAGUCUCAGUCAUACCCUUGUUGUUUGAAGUCUCAGUCAUACCCUUGUUGUUUGAAGUCUCAGUCAUACCCUUGUUGUUUGAAGUCUCAGUCAUACCCUUGUUGUUUGAAGUCUCAGUCAUACCCUUGUUGUUUGAAGUCUCAGUCAUACCCUUGUUGUUUGAAGUCACAGUCAUACCCUUGUUGUUUGAAGUCUCAGUCAUACCCUUGUUGUUUGAAGUCUCAGUCAUACCCUUGUUGUUUGAAGUCACAGUCAUACCCUUGUUGUUUGAAGUCUCAGUCAUACCCUUGUUGUUUGAAGUCUCAGUCAUACCCUUGUUGUUUGAAGUCAUACCCUUGUUGUUUGAAGUCUCAGUCAUACCCUUGUUGUUUGAAGUCACAGUCAUACCCUUGUUGUUUGAAGUCUCAGUCAUACCCUUGUUGUUUGAAGUCACAGUCAUACCCUUGUUGUUUGAAGUCUCAGUCAUAUAUUUGUUGUUGUCCCGGUCAGGUUGGAUGAAUGACAUGACAAGAAGCUACAACCUGGGCUUUGUGGUUGCGGGGGCAUUGAACGUGGCCGCCUGUUUUGUUCUGGCCUUCAUCCCCCUGGCCAAGCGCUCAACUAGACAGACAUGUAAGCGCAUCAUGAACGUCACCAUCGACCGCUCCACACAGGAAAUCAUGCAGUGGGCCGAUAUCCUACCUCCUUUCUCUGAGGAGGAGCCAACAGUGUCCACGUACGUGAAUUACUUCUCUAAGACUAUGUUUGGUAGUCCAGAGAUUGUUGACAGUAGACCUGAGAUGUACAGUGGAGAUGAUGCCGAGACAGCAGGACCUGCUGAAGUCACCCGGCUUUAGUAGCUUCAACCCCACCAACGUUCUGCCUCAGCACUGUAUAGGAGAGAAGAAAUGUAUAUUUUCACUAAGGGGAGCAAAUACAAUAAUGUAUUAAUACAGAACGCAGUUAUGGCUGGUAUUAUUAGUCAAUUCAUCUGUUUUCAUUCAAGAGAGAAAUGACAAGCACAGGACAUUGUGACAGACACAGUGUUACUUACAGUCAUUGUCCAGUAGUUGGUGCUUCUGUACCAAGAAAAUAUAAUUAUUAUAAUGAUAAUAAUUUGUCAGUGAUAAGGACCUCGCCAUCCAUACUGCAAAACACACUAUAGAAAAUGACACUGAAACUUUUUUC
This is a messenger RNA of Salmo salar (Atlantic salmon), 1866 nucleotides long. Lineage: Eukaryota; Metazoa; Chordata; Actinopteri; Salmoniformes; Salmonidae. The record is from RefSeq and is a predicted model, not a curated record.